This is a messenger RNA of Camellia sinensis, 1485 nucleotides long. It is a transcript of the gene MYB9, whose product is annotated as myb domain protein 9. The record is from RefSeq and is a predicted model, not a curated record. Lineage: Eukaryota; Viridiplantae; Streptophyta; Magnoliopsida; Ericales; Theaceae.
AUUUCGGAAAUGCUUCCCCAAUACACUUAGCUUUGCUAUUUUCAAACAUCCACACUCUAUAAAGCCAGCACUGCACUGCUCUCCAUUACACAUCCAACACUACUUACUAAUCCUUUUUUCUGCCCUUUCAUCCAUAUCCCCAUUAAACACCAAUCUAAGGGUUCGAUGAUGGGGAGAUCACCAUCGAGCAGCGAUGAGAAUGGGCUAAAGAAGGGACCGUGGACUCCGGAAGAAGAUAGAAAGCUGAUUGAUUACAUAGAGAGAAAUGGGCAUGGAAGUUGGAGAGCACUUCCAAAGCUUGCUGGACUCAACAGGUGUGGAAAGAGUUGUAGGUUAAGGUGGACCAACUAUCUCAGGCCUGAUAUCAAGAGAGGAAAGUUCUCUGAUGAAGAAGAACAAAUCAUCAUCAACCUCCACGCCGUUCUUGGAAACAAGUGGUCAGCAAUAGCAACGCAUCUUCCAGGGCGAACAGAUAAUGAAAUCAAGAAUUUUUGGAAUACCCACCUAAAGAAAAAGCUUCUUCAAAUGGGUAUCGACCCAGUCACCCACAGGCCAAGAACCGACCUCUGUCUCCUUGCAAAUCUGCCUCAAUUGCUCUCAGCAGCAGCCUCUCACUUUGUUAAUCCUAUGAAUAAUAACUCAUGGGACAACAAUUCCCUGAGUCUGAGGUUACAUACAGAUGCCACACAACAACUAGCCAAACUCCAAUUAUUGCAUAAUAUAGUUCAAGUCCUAAGUACUAGUCCAGUGACUCCAACCAUGGAGGCUCUCAACCACUUAGGAACUUUGCCGCUUCAUGACCACCACGAUCACCUUCAUGAAUACCUUAGAAUGAAUUCACAGUUUGAAUUGGAAGGUCUUGGCAAUAGCACCAUCAAUUUGGCUUCAAACCCCAAUCAAAUUCCAUAUUCCAGUACUUUUCCAAGCUUAAUUGAUGUCAAUCAACCUACUCACAAUGUUCAUCAGCCCAUAGGGAACUCUAAAAUUUUUAAUGGUGAUGACAGUGAUGCUAAUGAUCAGUUUGGUGCCAUUCCAAAAGAAAAUUCCCUUCCCCCGUUGGUUUCAGUACUAGACUCGACUGAUCAGUGUUUUACUGUGAAUGGAAUGGAAAAUAAAAUGAACCCAAGUGAUCAUAUCUCCAACCCUUCAACAUCCACUUCAACCACCUUUGGAGAAGCUUGGGGAGAACUUCUUGAUGAUGACGACGCAGGUGACUCUUUCUUACUGGACCUACAGAGACUAUAGACCUAAUUACUUGUCUCUCAUGACCAUUCUCGUGUUGGACGCCGCUUUCAGUUGAUAUUAUGAAGAGAUUUAGACGCAUUUGUAUAACCAAAAAAAAACUAUUCAUUUGGGAUGCGAUUUUGUAUUAAUAGAUUUGGACAGCUAUUGAAUAUAUAUAUACAUCCCAUAUGAUCACCAUUGUACAAAUUACACUAAAAAUUAAAUGAAUUUUUAUGUAUUUUCUUGUAAUGCAAGCUUCUA